Bacidia gigantensis is the source of this 1017-nucleotide messenger RNA. RefSeq lists its product as uncharacterized. The record is from RefSeq and is a predicted model, not a curated record. The transcript is spliced from 2 exons. Lineage: Eukaryota; Fungi; Ascomycota; Lecanoromycetes; Lecanorales; Ramalinaceae. The coding region runs from base 1 to 1017 and encodes 338 amino acids.
AUGGGACGCUUUCAGACUGAUAAGCGAGCCAGCGAGAUCUUGUUUGACCACAGCCCUAUGCCCGACCCUCCUCUUUUCAAGCGGCAGUUCGAUUUUGGAUCCACCACGUCAACCAGCCAUAAGGCCACCCAUACAUCCUCCUCCGCCGCCGCUUCCGCCACCGCCAGUCAAAUUGACGCUCCCAGUCCGACUGCUUCCUCUUCAGAUGAUGAAGGGACUUCCACGAAUGGCAUCAUCUCAGCACAACCAACAGGCGACAAUCUCCCUAAGGCUUUUGACGGCGGACUGGGUACGAACUACACGCAGCCUGCCUGCGUCGAGUUCCUCAAAGAUCUGAUACGCAAUGACACCGUCAACUCAUGCCUACCCGUGUCUCUCUUCCUUCAGAACUCCCAAUCCUUCUUCACAGCCUCCCGCUUAUCCUCAACCCUCGAUCCCGUCAUCUCCGCCUCCUGCUACGUGGUUCCCCAAGCCUGCGCGGCCGUAAUGGCUAACUGGGCCCUCCGCAUGCGCUCCUCCUCUGCCUGCUCUCAAGACUACGAUCGCCAACAACCCACCGUGCGCCAAGCCUACAACGGUCUCAUCUCCUACCAAGUCACCUACUCGGCCAUAUGCAUGAAAGCCGUUCCCUCGGCCGCGAACAACCAGAGCUCGGAUUACUGCUACACGAAUGCCGUGACGAAUACUUCAUCUCCAACGGACGUGUAUCCGUAUUACCUUCCGCUGGGAGUCAGUCUGCCGGCGGGUAGUUUGCCGACAUGCUCGAAGUGCUUGCAGGAUACGAUGGGCAUGUUUGCGGAUGUCGCGAGGAAUAAGAGCAGUCCGCUGAGCAUUACGUAUGUGGACGCUGCGCAGCAAAUCAAUAUCGCCUGCGGAAAUGCGUUUGUAAAUGCAACGCCGCCUGGGGUCAAGGCGGCAAGUGCUGCGAAUACAUUGGCGGCUUCGAUUCCGAGCGUGGGGUUCGUGGCGUUGACGACCGUCGUGCUUGCUGCGAUGGAGGUCGUGGGACUGUUAUGA